CCCGCUCCCCCCACGUGUCCGCCGGAGUUUCUCCAGCAGCAACAUGGCCGCUGCCUAAUAGAAGACCCGGCCGCCACCGUCUCAACCCGCUGGUCCCUGGGCCGUUGCCGCCGCUCGCGCGCGGCCCUGGCGGAAAGAUCGAGUUGAGGACUGUGUGGCAGGCUGUCCCUAGUAUGGCCAAUGAAGAAGAUGACCCAGUCAUACAGGAGAUCGACGUAUACUUGGCCAAAAGUCUGGCAGAGAAGCUGUAUCUGUUUCAGUACCCUGUGCGUCCAGCUUCGAUGACCUAUGAUGACAUCCCACAUCUCUCAGCCAAGAUCAAGCCCAAGCAGCAGAAGGUAGAGCUUGAGAUGGCCAUUGACACCCUGAAUCCCAACUACUGCCGCAGCAAAGGGGAACAGAUUGCAUUGAACGUGGAUGGUGCCUGUGCUGAUGAGACUAGCACAUAUUCCUCGAAACUGAUGGACAAGCAGACCUUCUGCUCCUCCCAGACCACCAGCAACACGGCCCGUUAUGCAGCUGCACUCUACAGGCAAGGUGAACUCCACCUGACACCUUUACAUGGCAUCCUACAGCUUCGGCCCAGCUUCUCCUACCUGGAUAAGGCAGAUGCCAAGCACCGCGAGAGGGAGGCAGCCAAUGAGGCUUGUUUUGCAGCAGGGGAUUCUUCUCAGGACGAGGCAGAAGAGGACGUUAAGCAGAUCACGGUGCGGUUCUCACGACCAGAGUCAGAGCAGGCCCGCCAGCGCCGUGUGCAGUCCUAUGAGUUCCUUCAGAAGAAGCAUGCGGAGGAGCCUUGGGUCCACCUGCACUACUCUGGUGUAAAGGAUAGCCGCUCGGAGCAUGAGCGCCAGUACCUGCUGUGCCAGGGAUCCAGUGGGGUGGAGAACACAGAGCUUGUCAAAUCUCCCAGUGAAUACCUCAUGAUGCUCAUGCCACCCAGCCUGGAGGAAGAGAAAGACAAGCCAGUGGCUCCCAGCAAUGUCCUAUCCAUGGCCCAGCUGCGCACAUUGCCCCUGGCUGAUCAGAUUAAGGUCCUGAUGAAGAAUGUGAAAGUCAUGCCUUUUGCCAAUCUUAUGAGCCUCCUUGGCCCCUCCGUGGACUCUGUGGCUGUUCUUCGUGGAAUCCAGAAGGUGGCGAUGUUGGUUCAAGGGAACUGGGUGGUGAAAAGUGACAUCCUGUAUCCCAAGGAUUCUUCCAGCCCUCACAGUGGUAUGCCAGCUGAGGUGCUCUGCAGGGGCCGAGACUUUGUUAUGUGGAAGUUCACACAGAGCCGGUGGGUGGUGAGGAAGGAGGUGGCAGCAGUGACCAAACUCUGCGCUGAGGAUGUGAAGGAUUUUCUGGAGCACAUGGCUGUAGUGAGGAUCAACAAAGGCUGGGAGUUCUUACUGCCUUACGACCUGGAGUUUAUCAAGAAGCAUCCAGAUGUGGUCCAGCGGCAGCACAUGCUGUGGUCGGGCAUCCAGGCCAAAUUAGAAAAAGUCUAUAAUCUCGUAAAAGAAACCAUGCCAAAGAAGCCGGAUGGACAAUCAGGGCCUGCUGGGCUGGUCUCUGGAGAACAGCGAGUCCAAACAGCCAAAACCAAGGCCCAGCAGAACCAUGCCUUCCUGGAGCGGGAGCUGCAGCGACGGAAGGAACAGAUGCGGGCAGCUACAGUCCUGCCCAGUGUGCAGAUCAAGGAAGAACCUCUGAGCGAGGAUGAAGCAGAUGGGGAAGAGCUGGAGGCUGAGGAGGAGGAGCCCAUGGACACUACACCCAGUAGCUGCCUCAGCACCAAGUUGGCCAACGGGCUGCCUGCUGGGCGGGCAGUGGGUGGGGACAGCCUAAAUGGGCACCCAAUACCUGGCUGUGCUAGCAACCCAGUGACCCAGGAACUGAAGGCUUUCGUGGAAGCCACCUUUCAGAGACAGUUUGUGCUCACCCUGAGCGAACUCAAGCGCCUCUUUAACCUGCACCUGGCAGGCCUGCCCCCGGGCCACACACUCUUCAGUGGCAUCUCUGACCGCAUGCUACAGGAUACGGUGCUGGCCGCUGGCUGCAAGCAGAUACUGGUGCCUUUUCCCCCACAGACCGCUGCUUCUCCGGACGAGCAGAAAGUAUUUGCUCUCUGGGAGUCUGGAGACAUGAGUGACCAGCAUCGACAGGUUUUGCUUGAAAUAUUUUCCAAAAAUUACCGAGUCCGCCGGAACAUGAUACAGUCUCGGCUGACUCAGGAAUGUGGAGAAGAGCUGAGCAAACAGGAGGUGGAUAAAGUGCUAAAGGACUGUUGUGUAAGCUAUGGUGGCAUGUGGUACCUUAAAGGAACAGUACAAUCUUGACAAUAGUAGCAAACCACUAACUCAACGAAUCCAAGCCCAGGGAAGGAUGGCAGAGCCAGAAGUAGUCUCAGCUUGCCUCAAGACAGAGCAAGAGGAUCUGCCCACCUCGUGGCCUGUGGUACUGCCUGGCCCAGAGGACAGAGGGGUUCAUACUCGGCCAGUGGCAGGGUCAGCGUAAGUGAGAUCGCUCCCAGCAGAGACCAACCGGGCCUUCUUUGCAGUACAAUUUGAAAUCCCUGAUGUAUUUUGCUUAUUUGGUUUCAUUCUCAUAAUAAAGAGAGUGUACACUGACAUGGGCAGGGUUAUGAAAAUCAUGGUUUAAUAUUUUCCUUUUUUAAAUGAAUGCCAACAAAGUUAAAAUUAUGUUUACAUGAUGAAGAGAACCUUAAGGUUUUUAAUAUUUAGAAUGCCUAGAAGCCAAUAAUUAAUUAGUCUUGGAGUAUCUCUGCUAAGACUUCUGCCAAUUUUACUAAAACAAAUUGAAUUUUACUGUUGGGUUUCUGAGGCUACUUUACCUUUUACAACAGCCUACUUUCUAUAGUGGUCUCAACUGUUUACACAACCAUAGCAAAACAUUAGAUCAAACUCCUCCAUCUUCUCCUAAUGUUCGCAUAAAGGUGCAAACUGAAACCAGGUAAGUGUGGAGCAGUGUGUAAGCGAGGUUAUCACUCUUUGAUGAUUCGAUGUAAAAAAAAUAUAUAUAUUUUGUGUAUUUUUAAAAUAAAUGCUAACACUAAACUGGCA
Mesocricetus auratus (golden hamster) is the source of this 3062-nucleotide messenger RNA. It is a transcript of the gene Polr3e, whose product is annotated as RNA polymerase III subunit E. NCBI's taxonomy places the organism in Eukaryota, Metazoa, Chordata, Mammalia, Rodentia, Cricetidae. Gene Ontology annotation, cellular component: nucleus; RNA polymerase III complex. Bases 174 to 2318 code for a protein of 714 amino acids. The record is from RefSeq and is a predicted model, not a curated record. The transcript has 21 exons. Gene Ontology annotation, biological process: DNA-templated transcription.